AUGACUGGGCUGUCGGAAAACGAUGGCAAGCCUCGCCAAACGUUCAAUAUUUCUAACACCUACCCUCAGACUACGCCAUCGACCUACCAAGACUUUACUGGGCUACAGGAUUAUGAUGAGGGCUACUUUAUUGAUAGCAGACCUUACCCAGCUGCUACCAGUAUCUUCGGUGAUGAUACUGGGUACUUCCAAAGCUUCAGUCAUGACAACGAACCUAAAUGCGGGAACGAAGCCACCGCGAACAAUUUCCGGCCUACUCAACCUGCCGUCCCAGGUUUCCCUUUGGCUACAUCUCGCGAUUCGAUAUCCCCUUUCAACGUUGAGACAACUUCGACAGCUGUCCUCUGCGCCUCGACUUCUACGUGCAUUGCUGAAAUAGACCACUGCAAUCACGCUCGCAUCAUUGAUUCAUCAUUUGGAGGGAUCGAGACUCAAAGCAACCCGUUGCGCUUCUCGAAUCAAGACGUUUCCACUUCCACAAAUGCUGGGCAAGUCGUGUCGCGCGACAGAGUCCACUGCACUUGGCCGGGGUGCACUAAGACCUUUGGGAGGCUACAGGAACUCGUCCGUCAUCACAACGCAGUCCACGAACUCAUAACGCCUCUCUGGUGCCCGGUGCCGAGCUGCAACCGUAGCAGCGGCUUUCCUCGUCGCAAACGCCCGUUUUCGAGAAAAGACAAGCUCGACUCCCAUAUGAAGAACAUACAUCACUUUACCUUUGGUCAUUCUAUGAUGGCAGGUGUGCAGGCUGGCCUGGAUGCUGCAGGCAGCGGAGAUGCUGAUGCAGAGUCGGGAUCCGGCAGAAGUGGCUUCAACACUGCCGACGGAUUUUACGAUGUUGUGGCGCCUUCGAUCUUAGAUGAACAUGCUCUAAGCAACGGUUUAGCGGGCUUUGUCGAUCCUAUCGGCGGUUAUGAACCUUUGGAUCUUGAUAGUGUAAAUAACGCUGGCUGGUUCAACGGCAUCGAUGGGGUUAGCAGCUUCAAUGCUUUGAGUGCAGCUGAUGGUAUUUUCGACGAACAAAACAUCUCUGGCGAGGACAUGCUCUGUUCUGGUUAG
Molecule: messenger RNA, 1059 nt
Organism: Bipolaris sorokiniana ND90Pr
Lineage: Eukaryota; Fungi; Ascomycota; Dothideomycetes; Pleosporales; Pleosporaceae
Exons: 1
Coding region: 1-1059 (352 amino acids)
Source: RefSeq, a predicted model, not a curated record